CUCCGCACGAAAGACGUGGGAAAGGAAUGAAAGAUGCUCGUCUUAUUUUGGUGUUGAUUUCUCCAAAAAUUGUGAUUGAAAUAUACAUGUAGUUAAGUUCCAGUCAAGAUGAAUCCUGACAUAGACCUUGAUCCUCGGGCUACGCCACCACCACGUCCUAGGACUCCCGUUUCAACUCUUUGGUUUGAGUUCCUUCUUGAUGCAAGUUUGCUUCAGAAACAUCUAGCGCAAGAGAACCCAGAGCCAACUGCCACGCAGCUGUUGGUGCUUUUUGUGGCACAGUCCAUUAAGACAACGGGGGAGGAAGAGUCUGAGCAACAGAAACGUAAAUCUGCGUCUUUGAAGUGUCUAGCAUUGCAGGUGGCUGCACAUCUCAAUUGGAACAUCAGCAGACUUCAGAAAGAGUUGCCUCUUUUCAUGGUUCACAAAGCACUCAAGGAUUUUGUUGAGUCCGUCUCGCCUCCGAAUCUAAACAUCCGUCCACACACAGAUGUUUGUAGUCUGGAGGAUUCGGUUCUUGUAGCUCUAGCAGUUUACAACAGAUGGUGCAUUAGAACGUUGCUUGACAGCGCUUACUCAACCAAGUCGAACAAGACAUCCAUCGCCAACAUUGCAAAUGGGUCCAAUAUGAAUGUGGCUGGAAUUAACGAGAUGGUCAUCAAAACAGUUAAGGAUACCCUACAGGAAUCUGUAAGUUUUCUGGAACGUUGUCUUAAGAUCAACAGAGACAUCUCCAUUCCCAACAUGAGGACAUUCCAAGAACUACCACCACCAACAACAACCACUGAACUCCCUCCGACCAAUGGCGAAACAGAGACUUCAGCAAUGACCAAUCACAGACAGGAUACAGAGCGGGAGUCUCUUCCCGUUUUGAGCAAGGAUCAGUUUCUUUGUUUGUUGUAUUAUGACCUCGGCAGUUUGUAUUUUCAUCAGAGACUUGUUGUCACGGCAACAGAGAUGUUCAAUAGGGCGGCUGUUACUCUUCCCUCGCUUUCUGGGUCCGUUUACUGCGACAUAGAUUCAACAACUCUGCAAGGUUAUUUAUCUGCCUGCGUAGGGUGCCAGAGGCUCCUAACCCCAGAUCAACCCAGUCGAACCGUCCCUGCAGGACCCAUCAUCCAAAAGAUCGAGAAAAGCAGACAAGAUGGUUUCAAAGGCAUUGCUGAACUUCUCGAGGAGGACAAUUGUAAAUUACAAACCCCACUCUCCUAUCGAGACUACCUCCUUAACAUCGUCCUCUUGCAGCCAGACGUCAACAUUGAGAUCAAGCAUCACGUUUUAAUCCUCAGUGUAAUUAGGAGAUACAAGGAGGCGUCCAUUAUGCCUCCUCAUCAUCUUGAGGCUAUAGGAAGUGCCUCACAGAAGAAUCUGGAGGUACUAGGGACGUUUCUUAAAAGAGAAUUUCAGCAAGGCACAAAUAAGAACAAACUUAUGACACUAGUCAGAUGUUUGUGUUGUGAUGAAAGGCUUUCCAAACAUCUUCAACAAUCUCUUCAAGAUUCUCUCACAAGAGAAGAGUUACUUGAAGUCUGCGGAGGGAAGAUGGAGGAUGAUUCAGUGGAGCAGAAGAUGUGCGUCUCUUCCGAGUGUGACAAUGUCGCUCUCCAGUUGGGCAAACUAGAACAGAGGUUACUUCUGAGUAAUAGCAACACAGACUUGGAGAAUAUUCUCGCUCAACUACAUCGACUUGGACCAGGAAAGCACUACUCAAAUAUUAACAGUAAAUGGCAGAUUGAGAAAAGCUAUGCUUUUAUUCUGGACGGCAUGGGAGACAAGAAGACUCAAGAUAUGCUGUUUUUAUUGUUAGUCAAGGCACAACACUGCACUCAGAUUAAAAAUUACUCAACAGCUAAAUCCCUACUGCAGACUGCACACGCUCUAGUCCGUGACACAUCCUUCAAGCUACAAAAAGCGCUAUUACAUGAGGUACUAUAUGUGGAGUUGCUGAGUGGAGAGGCCGAUAACCAGACCACUGAAGCAGGCAAACAAACCAUAGCACAAAGGAUACAAGCGUGCUUAGCAAGUGCCAAGAGUGAACGUGACAUUACACCGAGGGAUAAGAUGCUAGAUGAGUGUGUGAUUCAUCUACUCAACUCUGGUAACUGGAUUGAUGCUAUGGGAGCAGACUUCAUUGGUACCCAGUACUCAAUGUUGGGUAAAGUGAUAGCUGCUGUUUGUCAUGAUCUCUCCAUCGGCAACGAGGCAUUAAAGACUUCAACCUGUCUGUGGAACGCUACUCUACAGAUAUUCAGCUCCGGGAAUAAACAGGUUAAAAGAAACAGCGCUGGCAAACCAACCGCUACGGUGCAGAGAGAAUCUAUGCUGGCCAUUAUGUUCAGGUCGGAUUUUCUUCAGUUCUUGAAGCAUCUUCGCUCACCUCUUUGUCUCUCUGUGAUGCUUUCUUGUCUGGUGAAGUUGCAUAAUGUCUUAAGAGACGAUAGUCCCAAUGAGCUAUCACAUGAACACACCAAACUCUGGCCAACCACUGUUACCAAUGUGAGUUCCAUUAAUGUUGAUUCUGUAACCAUGGUUAUGGGUCAGCUGAUCAGUCAUGUAAUCAAUGUCAACCCUAGCCAGCCCUCCUGGCUGAGGACCCAAGCCGAUCUCCACUAUGGGAACAAUCAGUACGCCUCAGCCCUGCAAUUCUAUCUGCAGUCAGCGAGUAUUAUAACAGGGUUUUUUGAGAUGCCCCCUCCUCGCGAUGUCUGGAACGACCAAGUGUAUCGCCGUUUAAUCAAGUGUUGCAGUCAGUUACAGUGUUUCACUCUAGUGGCAUUGUUGUGUCAGUUCUUACAGCCGGUAGACUACACAACAGCAUUCAAGGCGUUGCAGGAGAAAACAUGUUACGACGCUUGUGAUGCUCUGUAUGACUGUAUCUGGGACGUCACUCUACUGGAAUAUCUCAUAUGUCUUCAUGGGAAACGGAAUGAAGUAGAGAAAAAACAAAGAGCGAUACAAGCGAUGAGUGAAGCGGAGCUAAAUACGAGUAACCCAGAAAACAUCCUGAGUGCUGCGACUCAGUGGAGAGCUUGCAAACUACUGCGAGCAAUGACCAAGCAGUAUUUAUAACCACAUUCACCUUCUUUCGAGAGAGAGCAUCCUUUAUAGACUGUAAUAAUAAUAAUAACAAUAAUAAUAAAAAUAAACAUUUCUAUGGCGCUCUACAAUUAACACAGCGC
Molecule: messenger RNA, 3179 nt
Organism: Asterias rubens (European starfish)
Lineage: Eukaryota; Metazoa; Echinodermata; Asteroidea; Forcipulatida; Asteriidae
Product: integrator complex subunit 8-like
Exons: 22
Coding region: 109-3069 (986 amino acids)
Biological process (GO): snRNA 3'-end processing
Cellular component (GO): integrator complex
Source: RefSeq, a predicted model, not a curated record